AUGAACGCGAGAGCGCGCAUAGAGCUAGCAGACCAGCACACGCUCCGGACCGUCAACACGGGAACUGAAAGCCCUCUGAUGGAGUAUGAGCUACAGUCUCUGGGCCCUGUCUCGGGCCCCGGGGCCACGGCGGGGCUUCUGCUGGCUCCGGACACAGAGCAGAUCAAGGCUCUUUGUUUCGUGGGGCUCCUGCUGCUGUUUUUGGUGUUCCUGCUGGUGCGGUGUUUCCGGAUUCUCCUGGACCCCUACAGUAGCAUGCCGUCUUCAUCCUGGUCUGAUCAUAAAGACGGUUUGGAGAGGGGACAGUUUGAGUACGCACUGGUCUAGAUGAACAAUUACAAACUGUCUGUUUGUUAUAAUAUAUAUCAUUAUAAACAAUAUAAUAUUUUGUACUUUAAUAUAAUAUUUUUCUUUAUUUUUGUAACAUUUCCACCCCAAAAUGUUGACUUCUGGAAUGUACAAAAUAAUAUUUGAAUUAAACUGUUAAAUAUCUAAUCUAAUCUAAUCUAAUCUAAUCUA
This is a messenger RNA of Carassius carassius (crucian carp), 519 nucleotides long. Its product is annotated as cortexin-1-like. NCBI's taxonomy places the organism in Eukaryota, Metazoa, Chordata, Actinopteri, Cypriniformes, Cyprinidae. The record is from RefSeq and is a predicted model, not a curated record. Bases 1 to 327 code for a protein of 108 amino acids. The transcript is spliced from 2 exons.